UCCUCGCUGCCUCACAUGACUGGAAGUGUUUGUGCGGCCGGCUGUCCCGGGAGCUAUCGGAGCCGCCCUGCUCGGAGGCCCGGGCCGGACUGGGAUGCCCCGGGGUAGGCAGCGCUCAUGGAUCCCCGGGAGGUGAAGGAUCGGAUCCUGGAGAACAUCAAUCUCUCCGUCAAAAAGUUGCAGAGCUACUUUGCUGCGUGUGAAGAUGAGACGCCGGCGAUCCGGAACCAUGACCGCGUGCUGCAGCGCCUGUGCGAGCAUCUGGACCACGCGCUCCUGUACGGGCUGCAGGACAUCGCGUCGGGAUACUGGGUGCUGGUUGUGCACUUCACCCGCAGAGAGGCCAUCAAACAGAUUGAGGAUCAGCGGCACGUGGCCACUCUCCUGGGGCGCAGUCGCGCGUGGCUCUACCUGGCCCUUAAUGAGAACUCGCUGGAGAGUUACCUGCGGCUGUUCCAGGAGAACCAGAGUUUGCUGGAGAAAUAUUACUACAAGAACGCCUUGGUGUGCAGCCACGACCAUCUGACGCUCUUCCUCACGUUGGUGUCGGGCCUGGAGUUCAUUCGCUUCCAGCUGGAGAUGGACGUGCCGUACCUGGACCUGGCGCCCUACAUGCCCGAGUACUACAAGCCCCAGCACCUUCUGGAUUUCGAGGAUCGGCUCCCGCAUUCGGUUCACGGGUCGGACAGCUUGUCCCUUAACUCUUUCAACUCCAUCAAUUCCACCAACCUGGAGUGGGACGACAGCGCCAUUGCGCCAUCCAGUGAGGAUUAUGAGUUUGGAGAGGCUUAUCCUGCAGCGCCGUCCGUGCCCAGCACAGACUGGGAAGAUGGAGAACUGCAUGAUGGGACGAGCUUUCCCCGACCGGCGGCCAUUUUGCACAAUGGCUACAAGCCUCAUGGGAAGAGCCCCAUACAGAGGUACAACCCCUUCACCCAAGACCUGUCCUCAUCCGACGUCACCUCGGGGCCCGGCCUGGACACCCCCGACACCAGCGAGCCCAACACCCAGGACUCGGAGCUGGACGUGACCUCAUUGGACACAACGUUGUCCUACAACCAGGCGCCCAGGGCGGCCGAGCUCACCUCGGACAGCACCGAUAUCAGCGCCCAGGACGGGGCGGACGGCUUUUCCACUUCAGAAUCGACGCCGGUGCACAGCUCCGCCCACAGGAAGGGAUCCGCCUCCAGUUACGCCCAGUACACGGAGAACAGCUCCGAGCUGGAGGUGAUCAGGCUGGUAAAGAAGAAGCGAACGGGCAAGCGCCGUAGGGGACGUUCUGAAGAUGGAACCCAACACCCCCAUCCCAGCACCUCGGAACCUGAUGACCCAGUCCCCGAGGUUUCAGUCUCUUGCCACGGGGCAACCGAGGAAAAGCCAAGUGACCUUCCCGAGACGGUUAUCCGCCUCCCCAAGAUGCAGGACACAUCCAUGGAACGGGUUGGGCAACCACUGAGCGAGGUCAUAGAGAAGCUGAACGGCCAACUGGACCCCCAGGCCUGGAACGUUCAUCCUGAGCCCACGGACCAGUCCUUUCGGACCUGCUCUCCGGGGGGGACCCCCGGUGACCUCCAGGGCCAAGACGUUAGCCAGGGGAUUCAGGAUCCCAUGGACUUCUACUACUUUACCCCAGAGAGUCCAAACCCUGCUGCAACAGGUGGUGGCCACAAUGACUCUCCAGGCCAGAGCCAAUCAGCACAUGUUUUUAGUGGCUCUGAGGAUGCUGGACAAACGGAAGGCGGAGGAGAGGCAGAGACUAAAGGACCCCUAGAGCCCCAGAUAGAGGAGGCUUUAUUAACUGCCCCCGACUGGGGCAAGAAGAGCCCAGCGCUAAGCAUUGCUGAAGACUCAGGAGUGGAUGAGGGACAAGGAAGUCCGUCGGAUUCCCCGCACCCCUGCGAGUUCAGGGUUGAUAAUAACCUCCUGCUGCUCCUAAUGAUCCAUGUGUACAGAGAGAAUGAGGAGCAGCUAUUUAAGAUGUUCCGGAUGAGCACGGGGCACAUGGAGGGGGACGUGCAGCUGCUGUAUGUGCUACUGACUGACUGUUACAUCUACCUGCUGAGAAAAGGUGCCGCAGAUAAGCCAUACAUGGUGGAAGAGGCAGUUUCCUAUAAUGAACUCGACUACGUCUCGGUUGGAAUAGACCAGCAGGCAGUUACCCUCGUUUGCACCAAUAGGAGGCGGCAGUUCAUGGUGGACACCGCAGAUGUGACGCUAACCGAGGUCUUCCUAACCGCGCUGAACUCCGCCAUGAUUAAUGGGUGCCGGGAGCCCCCCUACCCGGGGGUGCUGACUGAUGCCACCAUGGAGAAGUUGGCACUGGCUAAGUUUCUCUCCCAGGAGUCUAAGAGAGAGGCGUCGGCAGUGGUGACUCUGUACUACGGGCUGGUGCACUGGGAGGACCCCCUGGACGACGCGGCCGGACCCGCCAGUUCCCAUUACAUGUCCCGCGACCAGAGCGUCUCCAAGGAGGGGGUUCUGCACUAUAAGGCCAACACCUCGUACCUGGGCCGCGAGACUUGGAAGAGCUGCUACGUGGUGUUAAGUAACGGGAUCUUGUACCAGUACCCGGACAGGACGGACGUCAUUCCCCUGCUCUCUAUCAACAUGGGGGGGGAACAGUGCGGCGGCUGCCGGAGAGCGAACACCACAGAUCGGCCGCACUCUUUCCAGGUCAUCCUGACCGACCGGCCUUCCCUGGAGCUGAGCGCAGACAAGGAGGAGGAUAUGGCUGACUGGAUGCUGCACCUCUGCCAGGCGGUGUCCAAAGGGGUAAUGACCCCCCCCCCUCCCGCUAUUUAUUUUCUAUGCAGUUUCCCUUUAAUUCCUUCCCCACUGUCACUGCUGCUGUUCUCUCUCUAGCAGCUUCUCUCUCCUGCCCUGACCCUGGGGCCUCUAGCAGCUUCUCUCUCUCUCCUGCCCUGACCCUGGGGCCCUCUAGCAGCUUCUCUCUCUCUCUCCUGCCCUGACCCUGGGGCCCUCUAGCAGCUUCUCUCUCUCUCUCCUGCCCUGACCCUGGGGCCCUCUAGCAGCU
This is a messenger RNA of Xenopus tropicalis (tropical clawed frog), 3034 nucleotides long. RefSeq names its product pleckstrin homology and RUN domain containing M2 (gene plekhm2). Bases 118 to 2862 code for a protein of 914 amino acids. Gene Ontology annotation, cellular component: endomembrane system; lysosomal membrane; cytoplasm. The transcript has 17 exons. Lineage: Eukaryota; Metazoa; Chordata; Amphibia; Anura; Pipidae. The record is from RefSeq and is a predicted model, not a curated record.